Aegilops tauschii subsp. strangulata is the source of this 399-nucleotide messenger RNA. The record is from RefSeq and is a predicted model, not a curated record. NCBI's taxonomy places the organism in Eukaryota, Viridiplantae, Streptophyta, Magnoliopsida, Poales, Poaceae.
AUGACGCCCAUCCCCGUCGCCCCGCACGACCCCCCCACUCCCUCUCGUUCUCCAUCGUCGCCGAGCACCCCACGCCCGAUCCCUUGCCGCGCCGGAGCCCCACCUCGCCCGCGCGACCGCGCCCGAGGAACUGUCGCCUACCGCCGACCCCCAGCGCCCGAGGACGACCCCGCCGUCACUUCUCGCCGCCACCUGGAGCUCCUCCGCCUCGACUCCGUCGACGCACGCGUCCCCGUCCUCCUCCCCGACGACCUCCCUCGAGCCUCGUCGUCCCCUGGUCUCUACUCGACCGUGAGGAGCCCAACCCCUCUCUUCUCCCCUCUGCUCCCUACCCCCCUGGCCACCGCGCUGCCCACGCCCGCGGCCGCCGUCGGGCUUCCGCGCCCGCGGUCACCCUGA